Armigeres subalbatus is the source of this 3765-nucleotide messenger RNA. RefSeq names its product probable E3 ubiquitin-protein ligase makorin-1. Gene Ontology annotation, biological process: protein polyubiquitination. Gene Ontology annotation, molecular function: metal ion binding; ubiquitin protein ligase activity. The transcript has 4 exons. Lineage: Eukaryota; Metazoa; Arthropoda; Insecta; Diptera; Culicidae. The record is from RefSeq and is a predicted model, not a curated record. Bases 479 to 1777 code for a protein of 432 amino acids.
GACGGACCGAGAUAAAAUACAACUGUUUUUGCAUCGCGAACUGUCGCUGCCGUCGCUGCACUUUUCCGCUGUAUAUCUGUCCGCGUGUGUGCGCGAUUACGCGGAUAGAUUGAUUAAAAAUUAAAUCCCGCGAAUGUGUGUGCCGCCGUUCAGAGAACCACCAGCAGCAUCAGUUUCGGUUCGUGUGCGGAGUGUGUGACGGAAUUUUCGUCGUAGUUUUCGGACGUCGCUGAUGGUGCACGAAGAAAAGUGAAGUGUUGGUUUGUGUUGGUUACGUAGAACAUUGCUUUUUGACAGACACGGUGGUGGCCAGUCAGACUGCUGCAAUAACAGUGCUCGGGUUUGAAGGUGGAAAGUGUAUUUUUGAGCGGAUUUUCACGGAUUCACCGAGUGAUAUUAUAGGAAUAUCUACCGUCAACAACCGAAACCAUCUAUCGAUUCGAGUUUGCAGCUUGUUUCCGACCACCCAAUCGGCAUCAUGGACACCCCCACGGCCCUACUGGAUGCCGUUACAUGUUCAUCGCUGUCGGUAGCUGGUCCCUCAUCUUCUUCGUCGUCGCUGUCCUCCACGUCGACGGUAGGGUCGCCCUCGGCGGCAGCCAAAGAAAUUUGCAAAUUCUUCAAGAUGGGUUUAUGUCGCUACGGAUCGGCUUGCCGUAAUGCACAUGUCGCAGCUCCGGAAGAACCGGAACCCGGCCCGUCGUUUGCCGCGGAUCCUGGGCCCAGCACCAGUAGUUUCUCCAUAGAUCCACUGAAAUGGAUCAACGCGCCUGAAUUUGUUCCGAAGUUCAAACAGUGGCAACCGUCGGCUGUGCCAGAAGAAAUACUAGAGGCAGAUCAAGACUUCGAAGCAGAAGAGCAUCAACCGCUGCCGAAUUAUGCCGAAGACGAGGCAGCAGCAGCAGAUGACGAAGCUGAAGGUGACGAAGAAUUUGAAGACGAUGAUGCCCCAGCAGCUGGUGGCGGAAUGUCCUACGCCGCAAUUGUCACAAUGAACAACAACCACAACGGUUUGGGAAUAAUUGAGGACCAUGUGGAUUCGGUGCUAUGUCCGUAUUUUGAAAACAGUGGCGUUUGCAUGCUGGAUACCUGUCCGUAUGCCCACGGCGAGAUGUGUGAACUCUGCGGCAAGUUUUGUCUGAACCCGCUGGACAAGGAACAGCAGCGGCUGCACAAUGUGGAGUGCAUCAAACAGCACGAGUUGGACAUGGAACACUCGUUUGCGAUCCAGCGGUCCAAGGACAAGAUCUGCGGCAUUUGUCUGGAGGUGAUUCUGGAGAAGCCAAGCCGCGAGCAGCGUUUCGGGAUCCUGCCCAAUUGCAGCCACAUUUUCUGCCUGGAGUGCAUCCGGACGUGGCGCCAGGCGAAGAACUUUGAAAAUAAGAUCAAGCGGGGCUGCCCCACGUGUCGCGUUUCGUCCGACUUUGUCUGCCCCAGUAUCGUGUGGGUGGAGAGCCGUGAGGAGAAGGAAAAGCUGAUCAACGACUACAAGAAGGCGUGUAACACGACCCACUGCAAGCACUUCAAGCAAGGUACGGGCAAGUGUCCGUUUGGGAACAAGUGCUUCUACAAGCACGCCCUGCCGAACGGUCAGCUGGUCGACGUGGGUGGACCGUCCCGGCAGGCGGAUAGUCGCUUGCGUAUCAGUCACUUGCAGGAUUUCUUCCGCGAAGUGCUAUACCAGCGAGGGCAUCUUUUAGACGACUUCAUGUCGUCCAUCUUCUCCGACACUGAAGAAUCGGACAAUUCCGAUUCGUACGACCUGUACGACAUCUAGUUGCUCAGUCCUACAACAGUAGCAGCAGCAGCAGCAGCAAUAGUCCGCCAGUCGCACCAGCAGCAAACGCACCAGGAUCAGUCGCUGUCGCAUCCGCAGUCACAGCAACCCCCGAAUGGCCAUUUGUGCCAACAGCCGCAGCAGUACCAACACCACCAAUACCUAUACUACUAUUACUACUAUCAACUCUUCACCGGUGGCGGCGGCGAGUCCCGUUUUGGUAGCACCAAUCACAGCAGUAAUAACCGCAGCGGCGGCAACAAUAAUUGUAUUUUCGUCUAUUUAGUCCAUAUUGGAAGUGGAGGAGCAACUCUGGUGGCCGUCGGACCUGGUAGCGGAGAGUAGUAACCGUAACCGUUAAGGCUCAGUGUAUUGUCCGACCGGGUCGUAGGCCUAGAGGUAGUUGCAGGCCACAAUCGGCCCCGCCAGAAGGCGUGCACUAAGUUUAUGUACAAUUAGCGGUCCCAACGCCCCUCCUCCCUCAAUUUCGGUUGGUGGCGUGCAAAUUGGGAAAUCCAUAUUGUUAUCGACAAACAGUUAUCCGCUCGAAAUGCGGGACUGAAUCGGAUCAUUAUUAAUGUAAUUUCGCGUUUUUGUUAAAUUCUGCCUAUUCAAAUCUGUCCACGUUUAAACGUUAUUGAUUAAUUUGCCUUAUUUAUUCAAAAACAUCGUUGGAAUUUCGAUUGUCUGUUUGAAAAGAUUGUGUUGACCUGUAACGAUAGUGCCCUAGAUUUUUGUAAGCUGGCAAGGGAAUGCCCUUUCAUAACAAAGCUGUUUAAAUAUCAUUAUCGUCAUUCAAUUUAUUUGGUAUGUUGUAAUUAGUGUGUAGUAAAUUUCUAAACAAAGUGAAUUUCUAUCGCUAACAGAUAAAUGUUAAGUUAAACGGAAGCCAUAUACCCCACCUGCCUCCCUGGAGACCACCACGCAAGAUAUCGCGCUUGUCCUCCGAUUAAUGGAGGAAAGUCGACGAGUAUCCGCGUAAGCAAUCGUUCGAAAAAAAAGUAGAUUGCCUUCAAAAUUUAGUCCAAUUUUACGUUUAGGAAUCGAUCUGUAUAGUUUUUGUACCUGAGAAACUUCUAAUUCUUCUACCUCUAUUUCUCAUUCCCACUAUUGUUCACUCACUCAAACUCAUUCGUGUAGAAUGGUCGAAGUAGCCCUUGCCAGUGACGUCAAGUGGGGAGUUUAAAUUCGGAAUUUGAUUUCAAACAGUUGGCAGCGCAUUGCCAGGCAGGGCGGACGAUGCGAAAACAAACAUAUUACUAACUACUACGGUUUUGAAAAAUUAUAUAUCAAUGGUAGGAAAAAAGAAACUCAAAUAAACUAGUAUCUAUUUCUAUAUUAGGAAUCGAUUGAUUAUCAAUAGACUCGUUAACACAAAGCAAAUCUAUUCAAAAACCAAACAGAGGUUAGAAUGCGUCAAAUCUGAGCACCACACAUUCAUCAAAAAACGAAGAAAUUACACUGAACAUACAUACAUACUUACAUACACACACAACAUACCAGCUUGAGCAAAAGUAGAAAGAAAUUCAUCGUGAUUACGAGAAGACAGACGAAAUAAGCACCUUCAAGCGCAAGAAAACCCGCUAAAUGCCUAACAAACACUAUUAUGAAUGAUUAUUAAUAAUCAUUAACUAUAUGUAACGGAUUAUUACGAUUAUAUAAACCUAAUAAAUCUUACAAUAAUAGUUGUUUUAGCGAGAAAAAAAAGUAUAUAAACACAGAACACUUUAACAUUAACGAUCGAUGGCUAUCAUCGUCGCCGAAGUCUAAAAUGUCACGUUUGGAAAGUGAGAACAACUGGCUUUAAAACUAAAACUUGCAUUGGCAAACACGAGCAAAACAAACGAAAAACAAAACAAUUGUAAAGCGAUUCCUGGAAUCGGACAGCUACAUGUGUUAUUAGAUUGUGAGAAACAAAGAUAAAGAUGAUAAAACUGAUAAACUUAUGGCAAAAAGUUCAAUAUACAUAUGAUAAAUAUCUACUUAAA